GUGGGUGGGCGGGAGGGAGAAAAGGUGAUUUCCUGACCGACAGCACCUCAGUGUCUAGGGUUGUUCCUGGACCCCCACCCUUGUGUCAGGUGCUGCCAGGCUGCAUGUACUGUGGUGGCCAGACGCUGCCAGCGGAGGCCUUGGUUGGACAGGAGGGAGCUACAACAUCCAGGGGACGACAUGCCAACUGCCAAGCAACUAGCUGACAUUGGCUACAAGACUUCCUCUACCUCCAUGAUGCUCCUUACUGUGUAUGGGGGCUCCCUCUGCAGUGUCCGAGCCUCCCACUUUUUCCAGGGGCGCAGCUCCCGGCUCCAGGCUGCAGAAGAACAGGAGACCACAGGAGUCCUGUAGAACGAGGGGGCUCUUCUCCAUGACCAGAGAGGCCUGAGGCAUGCUGUGGGAAGAGCUCACCUACAAUCAUCCAAAUCAAGAGAACCAGGGCCUUCAUGGUUUUCAAGCCCUGCUGGGGAUAAGUGCUGUUUUCUUGGGAACUGCCAGUUUGGGAGGCUACCAGAUCGUAACAGGAGCUGGGGGACGGGGAGGCACAUGCACAGACAUUCAACGUUUUGUCAU
Messenger RNA from Myotis davidii, 576 nucleotides. Its product is annotated as cytochrome c oxidase assembly protein COX14. The transcript has a single exon. Gene Ontology annotation, biological process: mitochondrial respiratory chain complex IV assembly. Gene Ontology annotation, cellular component: mitochondrion. The record is from RefSeq and is a predicted model, not a curated record. Lineage: Eukaryota; Metazoa; Chordata; Mammalia; Chiroptera; Vespertilionidae. The coding region runs from base 181 to 354 and encodes 57 amino acids.